AUGUAUCAAUUCUUUUCUAUCUAUCUAUCUAUCUAUCUAUCUAUCUAUCUAUCUAUCUAUCUAUCUAUCUCUGAGCUUCAGAUCUGCCGUGAAAAAUAUUCGGCUUUCUUUGCUUCGUCUCACCCGCAUGUGCUUUGUUUUACCUGCGCAUGCGCCUGCACGUGUGUCGUCUUCCGAGCUUGCGAGUCAUGUGCACUGAUUGCCCUCGGCGCUCUCUCUUGCUUGUGCCUGGCUCGUCUGAUACAUUUGAUCACCUGCCACUCCCCCCACACACAUACACAUGCGCAUUUCUUUCAUCCUUUCUUUCUAUCUAUCUAUUCAUCCAAUUGUUCAUAUCUAUCUAUCUAUCUAUCUAUCUAUCUAUCUAUCUAUCUGUUCAUAUAUCUAUCUAUCUAUCUAUCUAUCUAUCUAUCUUUCUACUUUACGCGCAAUAAAGACCAAACAAUGUGGACUCAACAUUUGGUCUUUAUUUCUUCUUCUUCUUCUUCUUCUUCUUCUUCUUCUUCUUCUUUCAUGGAUCAAGUGUUAAUGACGUCUGAAGAAAGAACCGCAAAACACUUUUCUGUUAUGUUUUUCUUCUUUUUUCUUUUCGGCUUAACCGACUUGUCCUCACUGGUUGAAUGA
Messenger RNA from Acanthosepion pharaonis, 624 nucleotides. NCBI's taxonomy places the organism in Eukaryota, Metazoa, Mollusca, Cephalopoda, Sepiida, Sepiidae. The record is from the annotation of a GenBank genome assembly.